AUGGCGUUGCCGCUGCCGCAGCAGCCAGACCGCCCCUACACCUCCGGCAGCCUUGGCUACUUCCACCUCCGUCUCGUGGGCCCCGCCCCCGCCCUGUUCCUCCUGCGCACCGACCGCCUCUACUCGCUCUCCCACUCCCGCCGCCGGGGCUACCGCCUCCGCCUCCUCGCCAGUUCUCAUCGCCGGCGCGCCCGCGACCUCCUGCUCAGCACCUACGGCUGCGACCUUCGCCUCACACACCGAUCUAGCAUCGGCUCUCCGAGCGUCAAUGACCGGCCCCUCUGCGCGGGGACCCCCACCGAGCUGGCCGUUGGCGACGAGGUAUCGGUGCUGCGCUGCGGCACCAGGUACGGAUUCGUCGUGGAGAGGUUCGUCUCAUGCGGAGGGGUUGAGGUUGGUACGGCUUCAACGGCGGGGUCCUGCGCCGAGGGGCUUGUGUUUAGGGCCUUGUCGCUGCGGAAACGGCUCAGGGCGAUCUGUGAGAGCGAAGAUCCCCUUUCGUUAUUGAGGGAUUGUUCUGGAAUUGGUAGCCUGGAUGUUGAUGUUGGACCUAAAAAAUGGAGGCAGCAUGGUGCUGGUGAAUUGUGCCUGGACAAUCCAAUUGCUCCCGCUUCUGAGGAGAAUGUGCUGCAAGGUGAUUGCAAUUUUGACCAAGACAAAUUGGAACACCACCUUGAUGUUGUAAAUGAUGGCGAUGGAGAGCUGUUUAAUGGGAGUAAAGGAUGCAGAGAUGACAAUGCAGAGCAGCCAGGAUGCGGCAGCGGCAAUGAUGAGCAGUAUUGCAGUGAGGGCUGCUACUCAAAUGGGAGCACAUUCUUCUUGAAUCGCCUUGCAUGUACUGGGUCUGACACAUCGGAACCACAGAGUGGCGUGACACUUCCACAGCUUCUCCAUCCUGUUAAUAGUUUGGUGCGAGUGUUCAUUGCAACAUUCACCUCAGAUAUUUCCUGGUUUCUCAACUAUUGCAAGAUUCCCCAGCAUCUACCAGUGACAGUAGCAUGCCACAACAAGGAGAGAUGCUGGAGUGCAAGCAGUGAAAAUAGAACGGCGGCACCUUUUGAAAGCCAUCCUAAGCUGCUACUAGUUUUCCCCCGAUUCCCUGAAGAGAUAGCAUUUGGAAAGGACAGGAAGAAGCAAGGAGUUGCAUGCCACCAUCCAAAGCUCAUAGUGUUACAGAGGGAAGACAGCAUGCGUGUUAUUGUUGCUUCAGCUAACUUAGUACCGAGGCAGUGGCAUCUCAUAACAAACACAGUGUGGUGGCAAGACUUUCCUCGUAGAACAUCCCUGGACUAUGCAGCACUUUUUAGUGCAGCCAAGAAGCAAAAAUCUGAUUUUGCUGCUCAAUUAGUAUCAUUCAUAGCAUCCAUGGUCAAUGAAGUCCCUAGCCAGGCAUAUUGGAUAAAUGAGAUUGCUAAGUAUGAUUUUGAAGGAGCUGGUGGCUACCUCAUCGCUUCAGUAUCUGGAAUACAUGCACAAAGUCCUCCUUAUUUGGAGUCUAAUUAUUUCCUUUCAGCUAAACAUAAUGUACACACAAAAUCUGCACAUAGAAUGUUUAUUGGCUCUGUUCAAACAUCUGUAGUUGGCCUAUCCCAUCGGUUUCACAUGCCAUCAGAUGCUGGCAAACAACUAAGAGCCUUGUCUGCAUUUCUUGGAAAAUGCCGUGAGAAUAUGCAUGGGACUACAGAAGUGAUCUUGAAGAGGAACACCAAUAUACCUGCAGAUGCUAAUGCUGUGAGUGUCCUUGUUGCUGAUCUGGAUAAAUUUUCUGAGGAAGAUUCUGUCCAACUUGGUUUCUUGCCUAGAGAGGUUGCUAAGUGGGUAGCUCCCCUCAGUGACUCAGGAUUCUUCAAUUUCUCUGGAUUUAUCUACCCUAGAGAAGCCCUGGAGGCUGCAUAUGGAGUAACUAAUACUAAAGUGCAGUUGCUUCUAUACGUAUCAAAGGGUCCAGAGUUUUCUCAAAUUUCCAGGCUGAUAAGCAAUGAGCAUUUUCCACCACUCUGCUCACUAAUAGCAUCCUUGCAGCGGUGCCUUGGACUUUGGCGGUUAGAAGAGGUAUUGUCAAACAUUAAGUGGCCUGAAACACUCGAGACUAAUUUCAUCUACAGUGCUUCAUCCAUUGGGACUUCAAUUAAUCCACAGUUCAUUGCAAGCUUUGCUUCUGCUGCUGGUAAACGACCCCAUCAGGAUUUUGACUCUCAAGAAUCUGAUCCGGAGUGGGGUUGCUGGACAACAAACCAUGAGCUGAAGAAGCCAUCAAUCAGUCUGUUGUUUCCAACAAUUGACAGGGUGAAAAAAGGGGCUUGUGGAAUUCAAUUGUGCAGGAAUUUGCUUUCUCUACCUGAGAAAACAUGGCAAAGACUGAGAUCUACCGGUAUAUUUCACGAUGCAAUCCCACAACCAUAUGCCAGGAUAGGGCAUCCUAUGCAUGUUAAGGUUGCUCAAAGACGCUUCAAGUCUUGUUUUGAUGAGCAUUCAUUCGGCUGGACUUAUUGUGGGUCUCACAAUUUCAGUCCGGCUGCAUGGGGACAGCCUCUAUCUCCUCCCUCCAAAGCAAAUCCUAGUGAAGCCAGAUCAGCACCUUCUGGUCCGAGGCUGCACAUUUGCAACUAUGAGCUCGGCAUCAUACUCAUUGCUCCACCACCAGGCAUGUCAAAGCAUGCAAGUGAAAGUAGGCACAGGAUCGAGGGCAUCGCCCUGCCAUUUGUUGUCCCUCCACCACGAUAUAAGGGGAGUGAUAGGCCAGCGACUCGGCUGGCCAUGCGAGAGGCUGUGGCUCAGGCUUGUGUUCUGCAGGGUAACGAUGUUGUAGAUUUGUCAGAGGAUACUGACGAAGAUGUGCCAGAUGAAGAUGAUGAGCAGGUGGUUGAGCUAUCUGAUUGUUCUCAACAAGAGAAGGAAGAAGAGAAGAUGUAUGCAGAGACGCUAUGGGGGCAGGUAGAUUCUUCACAGAGCCAGGAAAAGGAUUAA
Molecule: messenger RNA, 2967 nt
Organism: Miscanthus lutarioriparius
Lineage: Eukaryota; Viridiplantae; Streptophyta; Magnoliopsida; Poales; Poaceae
Source: the annotation of a GenBank genome assembly